AUGCAUUCUCCUUCGGACCCAACCCUUCAAUUCGACUCUAUUGAGGACACAAUAGCAGCCUUCAAGAACGGCGAAUUCAUCAUCGUGCUCGAUGACCAAGACCGCGAAAAUGAAGGCGAUCUCAUCAUCGCCGCCGACUCCAUCACUCCGGCGCAAAUGGCCUUCCUAGUUCGCCACACAAGUGGGCUGAUCUGCGCCCCUGUCACCCCCGAAAUAGCCGCCCGACUCGCCCUCCCCCAAAUGGUUACCGAGAACGCCGAUCCCAAGGGAACCGCAUAUACCGUCUCCGUCGACGCAGCUGAUCCCUCCAUAACAACAGGUAUCUCGGCACAGGACCGCGCCCUUGCCUGUCGGAUCUUGGGAUCUCCCACCUCCACGGCAGCGGAUCUGCGACGACCCGGCCAUGUGAUUCCGCUACAGGCUAGACCCGGAGGUGUUAGGGAACGCAAGGGACAUACUGAGGCGGCAGUGGAGUUCUGUCGGUUGGCGGGCAAGACGCAGGCGGGUGUCAUCGCAGAACUUGUGGAGGAUGGAGAGGUCGUCCAGGGAGUUCCGGAGAUUGGAGGCAACAAUGGGAUGAUGAGACGGGAUGGGUGUUUGAGAUUUGGGAAGAAGUGGGGGAUCAAGGUGUGUACGAUUGAGGAUCUGGUGGAGUAUGUUGAGAAGGUGGAGGGUGCUGCUGCUGUUAAUGGGUACUGA
Molecule: messenger RNA, 699 nt
Organism: Aspergillus tubingensis
Lineage: Eukaryota; Fungi; Ascomycota; Eurotiomycetes; Eurotiales; Aspergillaceae
Product: 3,4-dihydroxy-2-butanone-4-phosphate synthase RIB3
Exons: 3
Coding region: 1-699 (232 amino acids)
Biological process (GO): riboflavin biosynthetic process; aerobic respiration
Cellular component (GO): cytosol; mitochondrial intermembrane space
Molecular function (GO): 3,4-dihydroxy-2-butanone-4-phosphate synthase activity
Source: RefSeq, a predicted model, not a curated record